UCCACCGUGAUGGCAAAACCCUCUAGUACUGGGAGGCUGCUCAGAAUUGGGGCCAUGGUGCUCAUUGGUGGAGCUAUCCUCCUUUUUGGAAUCAUUGGAGCCUUUUACUAUUGGAAGGUGAAUGACAAGGAGGUCUACAAUGUACACUACACAAUGAGUAUUAAUGGUCAAGUACAAGAGGGCUCAAUGGAAAUAGAUGCUGGAAACAACCUGGAGACCUUUAAAACUGGAAGUGGAGAGGAAAAGGCUAUCGAAGUUCAUGAUUUUCAGAUUGGCAUAACUGGAAUCCGUUUCGCUGGAGGAGAGAAAUGCUACAUUAAAGCCCAAGCUAAAACUCACAUCCCUGAAGUCAAUGCAAUGACAAAAGAGAGUCUUUCUUUUGACCUGGAAGAUGAAAUUAUGCCAGCUAAAUUUGAUGAAAACUCUCUGGUCUGGGUUGCUGCAGAACAGCCUAUAAAGAAUAGUAAUUUCCUGAGUCCCAAAAUUUUAGAGCUCUGUGAAGACCUGCAGAUUUUCUGGCUUCGACCGUCCUAUCCAAAAGUUGGGCAAAGAAGAAAGAGAGGGGCUACAAGGAAAGCACGCCAGACUCAGUCCAACUUAGGCCUGGACCAACUUGAACCUGCUGCCGAAGUAGUAACUAGGAGGCCACGUCCGAGCCAGCGGGCUCAGCAGCGUGAACGUCCAUCUAAUGCUACGGGACCUUCUGCACGAGACUCCAGGCCAGCCUUUAAUCCAGAUAAUCCUUAUCAUCAGCUAGAAGGGGGUGAAGGGAUGACCUUUGACCCACGGCUAGAUCACGAAGGUGUCUGCUGUAUCGAAUGUAGACGGAGCUACACACACUGCCAGCGGAUCUGUGAACCUCUCCUGGGCUAUUACCCAUGGCCUUAUAAUUAUCAAGGAUGCCGCUCUGCUUGCCGACUUAUAAUGCCUUGCAGCUGGUGGGUUGCCCGCAUCUUGGGUAUUGUAUGAAGUACAUGAAGCAGUCCUGGACUACAAAACACAAGAUACUUCAAAAAAAAAAUCUGCCCAAAAAUCCUGAUCCUCAGUUUGUAUGCAUG
Molecule: messenger RNA, 1058 nt
Organism: Elgaria multicarinata webbii
Lineage: Eukaryota; Metazoa; Chordata; Lepidosauria; Squamata; Anguidae
Gene: CNMD
Product: chondromodulin
Exons: 6
Coding region: 10-969 (319 amino acids)
Biological process (GO): negative regulation of angiogenesis; negative regulation of endothelial cell proliferation
Source: RefSeq, a predicted model, not a curated record